UGCAACAUCGUAUCAAAAACCCAGCGUCUCCACUGCAGUGCACUUCGAACGGAUUGUGGUCAAGGUUUUUUUUUAUCCCCCCUUACACGCUUUUACCUGGGAUUUAUAUAUUUGGAAUAUACACGAAGACGCUGCAUUCAAGAAACAGGGAAAUGUCUUAUUUCUUUAAACUGCACUGACCUCCAGGUGCCGCGCCGCUCUCCGUUGGCCGUGCGAGGGACACCGCCCUGAGCCCCAUGGAGUCCAGAGUACCCCACCACAUCCCCGGCGUCUCAUCCUCCAUCAUGGUACAGCCCUUGCUGGACAGCCGCGUGCCCUACGGCCGGCUGCAGCACCCGCUCACCAUCUACCCCAUCGAGCAGAUGAAGUCGUCGCACGUAGAGAACGACUAUAUCGACAGCCCGGCGGCCAUUGUCUGCCAGCAGCCGCAUGCGCAGCCCAAGCACCUGGCCGCCAGCCGGCAGACUGAUGCCCACCCACAGCACCAACACCACCACCAUCACCACCACCACCACCAUCCACACCCACACACGCAGGACUCCACCCACCCAUGGAUCAGCUUCAGCGGCCGGCCCAGCUCCAUCAGCUCCAGCAGCAGCACUUCCUCCGACCAGCGCCUGCUGGACCAUGCUGCCCCUACCCCAGUGCUGGACUCGGCCUCCACCACCACCACUACGGCCUCCUCCAACUCCACCUCCUCCUCCUCCUCCUCACUUCCCCCUGCUGCUGCGGCUGCUUCUUCUCUGGGCCGCGUCCCCGGCAGCGGCAGCGGCGGCUUCCAGGCCAAGCUGCUCAGCGCCAAGCCCGCGGACCUGAAGACGGCCGGGUCGGCCGCGCUGGACGGCCCUGUGGGCUCGCUGCUGCCCGCCGAGGCCAAACACCUGCUGCUGUGCGAGCGCUGCGGCAAGUGCCGUUGCACGGAGUGCACGCUGCCGCGGGCGCUGCCCUCCUGCUGGGUGUGCCACCAAGCAUGCCUCUGCUCGGCCCAGAGCCUGGUGGACGCCGCCACCUGCAUGUGCCUGGUCAAGGGUGUCUUCUACCACUGCGCCGAGGACGAGGACGACGGCGACGAGGGCUCAUGCGCCGACCGGCCGUGCUCGUGCGGGCCUGCCCACCGCUGUGCCCGCUGGUCCUUCAUGGCGGCGCUCUCGAUGGCGCUGCCCUGCCUACUCUGCUACCUGCCUGCCGUGGGCUGCGCCAAACUCUCACAGAAGUGCUACGACGGCGCCCGCCGCCCGGGCUGCCGCUGCAAGGCGCCCGCCGCUGCCAAGGCCGGGGUGGCGGGGAUUCUGGGAAAAAACGGGGGAGGCUUGGACAAGCAGGCUUCGUGAUGGCCAGCCAGAGGUGGCGAGAUGCUUGAGACGUUCGGGGCCGAUGGUGGACAGACUGCAUUGGCAGAGGAUAAUCUGAGAGGAUAUGUGCCACCCACAACCUUACCCCACCCUCUUCCCAAGCUGCUGGAGGUCCUCUAAUCAUGGUACUUACUCACAAGGAUUCAGACUGGAUGCAAGUCCUAGUGUCAUAGUGUGACAUCUCAAAAGAGCAGUGGCAACAUUGCAUAUAUUAGCCUGGCAAAAAAAAAAAAAAAAAACACUUGCUUACUUCACAGUCCUGUUUUUACAAGUGCAGAGGAGAACUGUUGGGAUGCCGUUGCUGUUAGUUUUUCAGCGCCAGAAGGCUUAACAGCUCUUGUUAAUACAUUUUGGCCACACAUCAAAGUAGCCUACUCACAACUUGUAUCACUAUAGUGUCAGGUAUAGGAGUCAAGUUUCUUAACGUUCAAACUUGUGUUUUGUUCUUUUUUCUUCUGGAGAAAAACAAGUAUUGCCCACACUAGAAGUAACAGGAGAAAAGUACAGUGGCUUAAACAUAGCAUCUGACUUAGCUAAAGACAGAAGUGAAUUUAUAGCGUAUGACAUAUUACAAUCACAGCAUGUGCUACCUUCCACUGCUAGGACGUUGUGAAGCUUGUGUUUUGACAAAAGAUCUAACGCAAGCUGGAAUCUUCUGUUGUCAUUAGUAGCCAGUAGGGAGGUUGUAGUCAUAGGCCAUACUGUUCUAAGACAGGGGUAAAUUCCCUUUAAAGGAGGCUCUAUUUAAAAAAAAAAAGAAAAAAGAAGUCUUUUUUUUCUUUGUUAUUUAAUUUAUGUAUAACAAUUAACAUGCCUCCACACCUCCUCUCAGAUAUGCAUGUCAUGCCCGGAUGUGAACUUUGUCAAGGGUUAAACACCAGAUCGCUAGAUGUUUUAGUGAGAUGUUGAAGAUCCACCUCAGGGAUCAUGUUGACCAUAGGAAACAGAUAAAUAUGUAGGUUGAGUAUACUCUGCAUAAAGGAAACAACAUAAAGGAGACUAUUCUGAAUUUCUAAGAGUUAGGUGGUUGAGGAGAGGGGUGGUAUUUGUAAGCUAAUAAUAGAUUGAGGCCAUAACCUUCCUUUAAGUUUGAAGGCAAGCCACAACGAUAGCUGAACCCUCUAGCCUUUUGACAAAAUAAACCCACCUUACCAUUUAGACUAACUUUUUAGCAGAAUCAAUACUCCUUAUAAUGGACAAAAGCACAGUAUUAUAGAUAAUGGCCAAACAAUCCCCUCUCGGUUCGUGAAGCCCCUGCCCCUGUAGUCUACUACACUUAAUAUAUACCAAACAUAAUCUAAUAUUUUUGCUGCUCAGCUGUGUAUGUGUGUGUGAGAGAGAUAAAGAAAGUGUGUGUGUGUGUCAUAAAAAUUGUAUCUAUUUUCUUCUAAUGUAUGUUUUUGGCUUAAAUGGUAUUCCGAAGAAUUUGCCAAAGGAGUACACUUCCACUACUUUUUUUUUAAUUUUUUUUAGAAACAUCUUUAUUGUGCACCAGGUAGUCAAAAGAUGAAAAGUUUGAAAAGGUACUGUACCUUUAUUUUGUUAGGAUGCCUGAAUGGCAGAAAGGGGCUCUGCCAAUCCACCGUCUAGAUUCACACUUUUUGUAUGCGAAUGUCAUCACUCUGCCACCACACGCACCAGACACUGCACAUGAUCCUGCCCGUACGUGUCUUGGUGCACCAAGCCGAAACAUAACGGAAAAAAAAAAAGAAACACUACUGUUCUUAGUCUUGAAUGUAUGAGGAGAAUUACAUUUUUUUGCAGAUAAACCCGUGGAUAGGUGCCAAAAUAGUGAUAAGUGGUGAGGCUUGCAUAGUUAGGGACGUUGCUAACAUGUCAACAAUUUGUCGAUAAUAUUAGAAACAAACCUAUGCAGGUUACAUGUUGUAAAUAGUUCCAAGAAUCUAGCAAUCUUUAGGUGAGUUCAAAAUGUCCUGGAAAUUGCAUGGUACAGUGUAAUAAUGAUUCUUUAAAACACACAAACAUGAAUAUAUCUAUAUACAUAUAUAUGUAUGUAUAGAGAGUUAAAUAUAGAUUAUAUAUAUAUAUAUCAUUGGCUAAUGAUUGUGGGUGAUGGAAAAGACGAGGGCAUGGAAAGGUCUUUUAGUAAAAGCACUUGAUUUGGAGAAGUGUAGCUAGGCAAUAAAAAUACCUCUUCAUGGUGUCUCUGGCCUGUUUGAGUGAGGUGCCAUUAUUUGGACCUUGUCUUUUAGUUUGGAGUAAUUUAGUCCCCAGUAUGUCUGUUACCAACAGCCCCACAUCCAGUUGGUCAUUCUCUAUUCACUGCUGCAGUCUCAGACCAACACCCCCACCCCACCCGCCAAAAAAGAAUCUUAUGCUACAUCCUCUUGUUUUGAUUGACAUGUACAGCUGUGCUGCGUAACUCUGUCAAAAACCUCUGGAUGGGAUUGAACGUCCCUCUCGAGCCACAUUCCAUUCCAUCUGAUUCACCAGUGAAUCUCUUAGCUGCUCAAUGUCCGUCUUUCUGUCUCUCUCUUCCCCUCUCUCUCUCUCUGUCCUGUUUUUCAGUUUAUCGUUUUGGCUCUUCUUUUUUUGUGGCUCGGGGGGAGACGGACCACUGGCUCACCCGGUCCUCUGAGCAUGCUCUCAAUCAUCGCUCCCCCACAGGAAGGGAACAUUCCAUCCCCUCGCCAGAAUGCUGUGACUUCAUCUCCUUCUGUUCCGUGGUGCAGCCUUUUGGCUAUGAGUGUUUUAGCCAAUGAGAGCUUUUAAUUCACUCAAAAAAGCAACACUUCCUGUGUGCUUGUCCGUGCUCCAUGGAUCCUUCUUUUUGUCUUUCAUUUUCUAUUUUCUUUUUUUUUAUAUUUGCAUUGUCGAGGGAAAAGAGCUCUAUACUAUUUCGUUUUGUUUUAAAAUGACAAAGCAGAACCUCCCAUAUAAAAUGUCCCUGUAUAGAUAUAUUUAUUUUGAAGUUCUAUUUUAUAUAGUAUUUAUUUAGAUGCCUACUUUUUGUUUGUGAAUAAAAGCUUAUGUCAAAACGGAAUGUACAUUGAA
Alosa sapidissima (American shad) is the source of this 4367-nucleotide messenger RNA. It is a transcript of the gene spry4, whose product is annotated as sprouty homolog 4 (Drosophila). The transcript has 2 exons. Gene Ontology annotation, biological process: negative regulation of fibroblast growth factor receptor signaling pathway; multicellular organism development; negative regulation of Ras protein signal transduction. Lineage: Eukaryota; Metazoa; Chordata; Actinopteri; Clupeiformes; Clupeidae. Gene Ontology annotation, cellular component: membrane; cytosol. The record is from RefSeq and is a predicted model, not a curated record. Bases 237 to 1331 code for a protein of 364 amino acids.